AUGGUAUCUGGACUGAAGGUGAACUUCUUCAAAAGCAAGCUGUAUGGAAUCAACAUAUCAGGAGAAUUUAUGUUAGCAGCUUCUCAAUUCCUUUUCUGCUGCAUUGAUCAAAUCCCAUUCAAAUUUUUGGGCAUUCAAGUGGGAAUAAAUCCUAGGAGAUGUUGUGCUUGGAAGAGUGUUGUGGAGGGGCUUAAGAAGAGAAUGUCAGGUUGGAAGGCAAGAAGUUUAUCAAUUGGAGGGAGGGUUACAAUGAUAAAUGCAAUUCUGAAUAGUGUUCCUGUCUAUGUAAUGUCAUUUUAUAAAGCUCCUAAGAAGAUCAUUAAACAAAUAAUCCAAAUUCAAAGCAGAUUUUUAUGGCUAGGCAAUGAAGACAAGAGGGGGAUUGCAUGGGUGAGUUGGGACAAUGUAUGCAGACCUAAGGAGGAAGGAGGCCUUGGAGUAAAACAUAUUGAGACUUUCAACUCAACACUGCUAUGCAAAUGGAAGUGGAGGAUGUUAAAGGAAGAGACAGCCAUUUGGAAGGAUAUCCUUCAAACAAGAUAUGAAGAUUUAACAAUUCGAAAUAUGCAAGAUGUUCAAGCUAGCAAAAUCAAGAAAUCAUCCAUCUGGUGGAGAGAUGUUGUGUCUGCUGGCAGAGUUGUAUUAGCAGAUAAAACAUGUGCUGACAUCUUCAUGAUUAAAGUAAAAUACAAAGUGGGAUCAGGGGAGAAGACAGUGUUUUGGCAUAACAUAUGGAUUGGUGAUAAACCAUUGAAGGAAGAAUUCCAUGAGGUCUAUGCUAAGGUUGUAAACAAGCUUGGCAGAGUUUGUGAAUUGUGGAAGAGUGCCCCAUUAGUGUGGAAGUGGGAUCUUGGCAUCAGUAAGGAGGUUUUGAUCAGCAUGAACGGCACUGCAGCCAGACAAUUGAAGGAACUGGAAGAGAUUUUGGAAGAAAUUGAGAUAAGACAAGAACAACAAGAUACCAUUUGGUGGUGGCCUGAACAAGAUGGGAUCUUUUCAGUCAAAUCCUUUUAUGACAGAGCUAGAAAGAAAGUUACAACAAAUGAUGAGUUACAGGUGGAGCAGACACAUUACUUGAAACAUAUAUGGAAAGGUUGA
Vicia faba (fava bean) is the source of this 1098-nucleotide messenger RNA. The record is from the annotation of a GenBank genome assembly. Lineage: Eukaryota; Viridiplantae; Streptophyta; Magnoliopsida; Fabales; Fabaceae.